AUGGUGAAAGGUAACCACAGCAUCCCUUGCUACCAAUUCAAGAAGGAUGUCCAUCCUCUCUUCAAGACGUGGCUGAACCAACCCGCCCGCAAGCAGCGCAGACGGCUUGCCCGCCAGAAGAAGGUCGCCGCCGCCGGACUUGCGCCCAUCAAUAAACUCCGUCCCAUUGUCCAAUGCUGCUCCCAAAAGUACAACUUCCGCCCCAGGGCCGGCCGAGGAUUCACUGUGGAGGAGCUCAAGGCUGUCGGACUCACUGCCGCCCGCGCUCGCACCAUCGGCAUCUCCAGUGACGUACGCCGCGUAAACAAGAACCAAGAGGGCUUCGACAGAAACGUUGAAAGGUUGAAGGAAUACAUGAGCAAACUGGUCGUCUUCCCCCGAAAGGCCAGCAAACCCAGACCCGCCGCCAAUGGUGUCCCUGCUGACACUCUCCAGGCCGACGUCAAGGACAAGAAAUUUACCUACAAAAUCGACAACAAGAUCAGAUUCAACAGAUCUGUCGUCGUCAACUAA
This is a messenger RNA of Gregarina niphandrodes, 513 nucleotides long. RefSeq names its product 60S ribosomal protein L13. Gene Ontology annotation, molecular function: RNA binding; structural constituent of ribosome. Bases 1 to 513 code for a protein of 170 amino acids. The transcript has a single exon. The record is from RefSeq and is a predicted model, not a curated record. Lineage: Eukaryota; Apicomplexa; Conoidasida; Eugregarinorida; Gregarinidae. Gene Ontology annotation, biological process: translation. Gene Ontology annotation, cellular component: ribosome; cytosolic large ribosomal subunit.